Anopheles arabiensis is the source of this 1714-nucleotide messenger RNA. Its product is annotated as odorant receptor 67c-like. Lineage: Eukaryota; Metazoa; Arthropoda; Insecta; Diptera; Culicidae. Gene Ontology annotation, cellular component: plasma membrane. Gene Ontology annotation, biological process: sensory perception of smell; detection of chemical stimulus involved in sensory perception of smell. The record is from RefSeq and is a predicted model, not a curated record. The transcript has 5 exons. The coding region runs from base 638 to 1474 and encodes 278 amino acids. Gene Ontology annotation, molecular function: odorant binding; olfactory receptor activity.
GCAUUCAAUUUUCGCUGUGUUGAUGGAUCAAUGCCAACAGCGGUUACGCAAGCACAUUUAAAAUGCUUUCUACUUCAAACACGAUGCACUCCAAUCGCUAGUCUCAACAACCCGGGUUACAUUUGCACCUGUCACACACGCUCCAUGCAUUAUAGAAUAGAGUAAUGUUUUGAACGGUUAUUAUCUUUUGCAGCUAAAAAAAACCCGUUUGAUGUUAUCACGCACAACAGAUUGAGUGUGUUAAAUUUUAACAAAGCUUGCUUCAGUUAGCCAGUGUCUCAACAUUCAGCAACAACUAUUUAGCAGAAAAAAUGAGGCGAUUUUUCACCAUCCACAAGCCACCGGGAGUGCCACAUCUCGCGUUAAAACUGCUUCAUGCCGUAGGAAUUGUCAAUGGAGAAACAUUUUCGCAUCGCUUCACCGCAGUGUAUUUGUUGUUUUUAUCAUCGCGAUUCCCAAACUAUUCUGCGGCUACACCUCCUUCGAGACGUCCGUCAUCGGGUUGGCCGAACUAUUCUUUCAUCUCAACAACUAUACUGGCUUGUUACUGGUUUUGGUAAGUAGCAAACAGUUACAGUGCUUGGUUCGAGUUGGCCAAACUAUCGCCGACGAAGUUUUCCAGUGCGCUCAGGCUGAUAUGCGCCAGCUGCUAACGUCCCAUCACAAGCGAAUGCACACAUGGACCAGAUAUUACUGUCUAGUCAUCUUGUACACCGUUAGCAUUUUUGCUAUCGCACCAAUUUGCGCCACAUUCGGGUCGUACAUUCGGGCAGCUCACCGGAACACCACCGCACAGUACGUGCUCCAUAUGGAGGAAGAUUUUUACGGUCUGCAGAUUCGUUCCUCACUGCGAAGCUAUCUUAUGUUCGCCAUCCCGAUGGUACCGAUGUCAUACAUAUGUGCAUAUGUUGGAUGUGCCAAAAUUAUGAUCGUCUUCAAUUUCACCAGCUAUUGCACCGUCUACUUUCGGCUAGUUGCACUCCAACUGCAAUACCAAACUCGAACAGUUCCGUCUGAUCGUGACAGCAUUAGAACGAUCGUUGCGAUACACCAGCAGGCACUGUGCUGUGCUGAUUUGUUGGAAACCAUCGUAUCCCCGAUCAUGCUGAUGCAGAUUGUCCUGUGCGUGCUUAUGUCGAGCUCUAUGGUACUGUACUUUACAUUCGCGACUAUGAGCGGCCACAUGAUAAAUGUGUUGUUGCUGUUUUUGGUUGUUUCGACCGAAACCUUCGGCUACUGUUACCUCGGUACUCAACUUUCGAUGGAGAGCGCACGGAUCGCAUAUGCCGUAUACAACGGAAAAUGGGAGCAACAGCCGACGGAGAUCGCAAAACACCUCCAGCUAAUUUUACUACGCGCACAAAAGCCCAUUGGUAUAACCGCCGGCAAGUUUUGCUUCAUCAACAUGGAGCAAUUCGCAAAGCUCCUUAAAACUACCUACUCAGUGUUUAUCCUGCUGAGAGAUUUAUUGUAAAUUGACCGGUUAAAUGAAGCAAAACUAGAUAUUGAUUUACCCGAUGGCUGGUGUGAUUGUUGCCAUGGGUGUGCUCUGAUCAAAUAUUUACUAUUGACACGCUGCAGCAAAUUAGGCACCCAGCAACAAAGCACAAACUCCUCCACUGGGAAUUGCUUACACAUGGUUAGAAACAAAGUCUACUCGAAUCCUUUUCAUCACUACAGUGAGUUAGUGAUCAAAAAUUAAUACCCUUAGUUU